Messenger RNA from Histoplasma mississippiense, 201 nucleotides. RefSeq lists its product with no specific name. Lineage: Eukaryota; Fungi; Ascomycota; Eurotiomycetes; Onygenales; Ajellomycetaceae. The record is from RefSeq and is a predicted model, not a curated record. The transcript has 3 exons. The coding region runs from base 1 to 201 and encodes 66 amino acids.
AUGGCAAUCCAAUCCACCCCUUCCCCAUCUUCAAUCCCAGUGAAAACAAUCCAGCCAGUAAUGGAUGAGGUCUUUGGUUGCGGUGGUAUAGCGCCGGUUUACAGUGAGGUAGCGGGAGACUGUGGGCAACAAGACGAGGAGCAAGAAUAUGUUGACACCUGCGAAGAUGAGGAUAAGAGCUGUGGUGCGGUUUGGGAUUAA